Filobasidium floriforme is the source of this 642-nucleotide messenger RNA. Its product is annotated as kinase-like domain-containing protein. The coding region runs from base 1 to 642 and encodes 213 amino acids. Gene Ontology annotation, molecular function: ATP binding; protein serine/threonine kinase activity. The transcript has 2 exons. Gene Ontology annotation, biological process: protein phosphorylation. Lineage: Eukaryota; Fungi; Basidiomycota; Tremellomycetes; Filobasidiales; Filobasidiaceae. The record is from RefSeq and is a predicted model, not a curated record.
AUGAUAACUUGGUCUUCUUGCACAGCGCUAGCCUUUGCUAAAGUUCGAGUCUUGUUUUGCCCAGGAGAAGAGGGUACUGAGCAUCCGGCUGAUCGAGCUUGGUUAUUGGAGGACUUCCAGAACGGACAACCUGUCCGGUACUCAGGUUCCCUUGAAGCUGGACAAGGGGAAACAAGGUCAGCAUGGACUGUAUCGGCCUAUGCUCAUCUAGCCUAUGAAGCUAGUGGCCGCAGUAUGGUUCUUUCCGACCUUGAGGGUUGGUUCACCUCGGUCAACAUUCUCCUCUUUGAUCCUAUGUUGCACUCUCUACAAGGGGAACUCGGCAUUGGUGAUGCUGGAGAGACCGGAAUCAAUGCUUUCAUUGAUGGUCAUCUCUGUAACCGGUUCUGCCAUGACAUCGGAUUGGAUCCUGUCAAAGCGGUCCCUGAGACUGAUCUAGCGGCUGCAGCUAGAGAAAGGGUGCUGGAAAUCGAUGAGGAUCUGCCUGAUCACCCAGUUGCCGGACCAUCGAAGCGUGGCCGUCGAGCUACAACAGUUCCAGCUAUCUCUCCAGAUAACCCCCGAGGAAGGGUAUCUACCCGGGGCAGAGGAAGGGGAAGGGGUCGGGGACAGCAUCAAGCGGCUGGCAGCCAAGGUAUGUGA